CCACUAAACCCUCCCAAAUCAAAUCAUUAGCCAAGGCCAAGCAGGCGCGGCUGCUUAGCUUAUAAAGAGACCAGAUAGUACUACUCAGCUUAGCACACCCAAACCGCGCGCCAUCUCACCAAACCAAGGGAGAAGCUUAGCUCCGCCAACUAGCUCGCGCUCGCGUGUAGCGGAUAAGCGGAGUAUCGAUCGAUGGAUCGGACGUCAGCCGUGCCGGGGAGAGUGAGCGACCCGGGGUCCGCGUGGUUCGGCGGCGGCGAGAGGAGCUCGUCGGCCGGGCCGGGGCGCAACGUGCGGCUCAUCGCCACCGCCGUCGCCGCGUUCGUGUCCGUGCUCGGGCUGGCCCUGUUCCUCCACCUCUACGUCUGCCACGUACGCCGCCGGAACCGCAGGCGCGCGGCGGAAGCGGCCGCGCUGGCGACCGUGAACGCGGGGGCGCCGCCCAAGCAGGUCGGGCUGGACCCGUCGGCCAUCGCGGCGCUGCCGACCGCGGCGUACGGGAAGGUGGCGGGCGGCGACGCGGCGGGCGGCACCACCGAGUGCGCCAUCUGCCUCGGCGCCAUGCAGGAGGCGGACGCGGUGCGCGUGCUGCCGGCCUGCCGCCACGUGUUCCACGUCGCCUGCAUCGACAAGUGGCUCGCGUCCAGCUCGUCGUGCCCGGUCUGCCGCGCCGGGGUGGAGCCGCCGCCGCCGCCUCCGUCAACGGCGGCGGCGAGGUGCGUGCACGAGAAGCAGGACGCGGAGAAGGAGGAGGCGGCCGCCGGUAGCUCGGCGCCGGUGCGGGUGCUCGGCGCGUCGCUAAUGAAGAUGCUGAGCAGGGAGAGACCGUCGCCGAGGAGGCAGCCGGGAGUCCACGCCGUGGAAAUGGAAGACUUGGAAAGCCAGCUGCCGCGGCCGCAACAGCAGUAGCAUAUGCGGCGAAUAAUCAGCGGCCAUUUUUAAGCCAUUUUUUGUUUCAUUUUUCGCUUCGUUUAUACAUCAAGCGUUCCAUGUUGGUUCAGUAUGAACUACAUAAGUGUGUAAGUGUUUUUCUUUAUUAGGAGAACGAAAGUUCUCCAUUAGGUGUUUGGUGCUUGUAGCUGUCAAAGGAAAGGAGCAGACCCGUCUCUUGUAUUUGUACAAAGAAGGGAAAGUGGAUAAAGCUCUGAUGGAAUUUCUCUAGGCAAAGUGGGAGUUGCGGUUGAGACCCAUAGAUUUUUUUUU
Molecule: messenger RNA, 1203 nt
Organism: Oryza sativa Japonica Group (Japanese rice)
Lineage: Eukaryota; Viridiplantae; Streptophyta; Magnoliopsida; Poales; Poaceae
Product: RING-H2 finger protein ATL39
Molecular function (GO): zinc ion binding
Source: RefSeq, a predicted model, not a curated record